Messenger RNA from Fusarium verticillioides 7600, 2716 nucleotides. RefSeq lists its product as hypothetical. Lineage: Eukaryota; Fungi; Ascomycota; Sordariomycetes; Hypocreales; Nectriaceae. The record is from RefSeq and is a predicted model, not a curated record. The transcript is spliced from 7 exons. The coding region runs from base 757 to 1956 and encodes 399 amino acids. Gene Ontology annotation, molecular function: magnesium ion transmembrane transporter activity. Gene Ontology annotation, biological process: magnesium ion transport. Gene Ontology annotation, cellular component: membrane.
CAAGCCUCCCGUAGCCUGUAGCUAGCAGGCCCCUGUCUGGUCUCGUCGGGUCUGAUCUGGCCUCCCCAAACUUUGUCUCUGUCUCUCCCACACGAACUGGACUUGGCCCAUACCCGUCAACCGCUUACCUCCUACUGUACUGUAUCUCAUCCCAUCCGCACUGCUGCUGCAGCCUCUCCAUUUUUACUUACAAUCCAGCCAAGCUGUCCCUUUUCCCUAUCAUCCAACACCCCCCCUGCCUUUUGCGAAUACCGUCGUUGCGCAUCACGAGUCUCACGCUUGUCAAGAUACGAAGUCAAUAACGGAUUCGACAAUAAUUGGACCAUACGAUACCCUAAAACCGACCUUGCUCCGUCGCAAACCGCUUCCUUACAACAACAACAGACGCCUGGUCCCCCCUCCAUCUGCAUCCAACACCAAGACUCUGUAGUCGUCCACGCGGCCAGAACUCCAAUCUCGAUUUAACUUUCCCGACAAAGAUCCUGUAGCGAUACUUUGAUGUGUCUGCAAUAAAGUCGAGCCCUAUUCAUCAAUAACUCACUCGUUUCAACACUCAUUAUUGCUAUACGGCUUCUCUCGCCCGGUGCGAGCCCACGCCAAUAGUGAACGAUCCUUUCAGUUCCAGCUCCGACUCUCUGCGGCGCAUUCUGCCCAAACCGUUAUUCGAUUCGGAUCAUCGCUUUCAGCGCAUUGGGUACAUAUAUAGAAAAGUCGACUUUGUGCGUUUCGUCGCUGUCGUGCGCUCUCUAGAACAUCAUGAUUGAAGACAAGUAUAUCGGUCUGGCUCUUGCUAUGACAUCGGCCUUGGCGAUUGGAACAAGCUUCGUUAUCACAAAAAAGGGAUUGAUCCAAGCAGAAGAGCGACAUGGCUUUGAAGGCGACGGCUUUGUCUACCUUCGAAAUCCCUUGUGGUGGGCCGGUAUUGCGACUCUUGGUCUAGGAGAAGUUUGCAACUUCGCCGCAUACGCUUUCGCCCCUGCUAUCCUCGUCACACCUCUUGGGGCUCUCAGUGUGCUCAUUGGCGCUGUUCUUGGCUCGUACUUCCUCAACGAAGAGCUUGGUACGCUGGGCAAGCUCGGCAGUGCUAUAUGCCUGAUCGGUGCUGUCAUUAUUGUUCUUCAUGCGCCUCCGGAUGAGGAGAUCGAGACCGUCGACGAGAUCUUGCACUAUGCAAUUCAGCCAGGUUUUCUUCUCUACGCCUUCGCCGUUGUUGCUUUUGCCGUCUUUAUGAUUUACAAGAUCGCCCCUGUCUAUGGCAGGAGAAACGCCCUCAUUUAUCUUUCCAUCUGCUCCACCGUCGGAUCCAUUUCAGUCAUGUCUGUCAAGGCUUUUGGUAUUGCGCUUAAGCUUACUUUUGCUGGUCAUAACCAGUUCAGCCACCCUUCGACAUACGUUUUCAUGAUUUUAACGGCCGUAUGCAUUGUGACUCAGAUGAAUUACUUCAACAAAGCUCUUGCCAGCUUCCCCACUAACAUUGUUAACCCUCUCUACUACGUAACGUUCACCACCGCCACCCUCUGUGCCUCCUUUAUCCUCUUCAGCGGAUUCAACACGAACGACCCAGUCAACACUCUCUCGCUGCUUUGCGGAUUCUUGGUCACUUUUACCGGCGUCUAUCUCCUGAACCUUUCCAGGGGUGACCCCCAUGGCCAAAGGUUGACCGCUGGACGAGGAGGAAGCGACGCCACCGGUACUGACAUGGUUUCUGGUUUACAAACCCGUCUGAGUAUGCAGGCGAGGAGGAGCGGCGAUCCCUCACGACACAGCAUGAGCAGCCAACGUGGAGACCGCGAGGGCCUCAUUCGCGCGUACGACGAGGAAGAAGCUGCUGGUUUCGCUCUAACCGACCUCGCCUCGGAUAGUGACGAAGAUGUUCGGCACGCCAACGGCAAUGGCAAAGCGAGCUAUGACGAAAACAUCGAGCUCGAUAACCGCCACAAGUCAGGCGAUCGGUGAUGGUCUGCGACGUUCCCAGCUAUGUGAGGGCGGAGUAAAAUAAUAUCGGUUAACCACCGGUCAUCAGCUCCGCAAACGAUAUCUUGCAUGUUUCAUUAUCUCAAACAGGCAUUGUACAUUUUCAAACCAUUUGACCGGGCAUUUCUCUCGGAGUAUGGGCUGCAUUCGCGGAUGGUACAUUACGCAACGACAUACUUUAAUGUUGGUGCCAACUGUGUUUUGCCUAUGCCAAACGUGAUUGGGACUCGGAAUCGACGACAUGUAUUGGUUGCUAUUACUGGAGUACUAUGGGCACACGGUCUUGGACGGCGUUGGCGGAUUUUGUAUUGGGGCGACGGGCGAAUCCUCGUUGUACGAUAACUACAGAGCAUGAGCGAUAGGAUGGGACUGGACGGCGGUACUUCCAUAUCAGGACCGUUUAUACAGGGAUGGGUUCGGAUCAAAGGAGGCGUCACUGUCUACGUCUAUCAGUCGAUGAAAAGGCGAUUUGGGGCGUAUAUCACUGCCUCGAUUCUCCAGGGCAUAAACGAAUGUUUCGGGUGUGGUAGAUCUGUUAUCCAAGUCGCAGGGCUUUUUCUAGGUUCGAGGAAGCCAAGUUUCAGUUUUAACAUGAAAAGAGGGGAAGCCAGAGGCUACCUACUAUAGACAAGAAUUAUUACGACGUUUAGUACAUUGGAAUUGCAGGUGGAAAUGUAUCCGACAAAAAUAAGAUUUGAGCUUAGAGAUGCAAAGCCCUAAUUAUAUAUUGUGCUGUCCGCAA